Sclerotinia sclerotiorum 1980 UF-70 is the source of this 4602-nucleotide messenger RNA. RefSeq lists its product as hypothetical. Bases 1 to 4602 code for a protein of 1533 amino acids. Gene Ontology annotation, molecular function: nucleic acid binding. NCBI's taxonomy places the organism in Eukaryota, Fungi, Ascomycota, Leotiomycetes, Helotiales, Sclerotiniaceae. The transcript has a single exon. Gene Ontology annotation, biological process: DNA integration. The record is from RefSeq and is a predicted model, not a curated record.
AUGACUACAGGCGAUAAUUCAACUAAAAUCAUCCUUUCCUCACCAGAGGAUUGGAAUAGUUGGAUUCGAAAUGUUCAGCGUAUUGCAGAAUCCGGCGGCAUCAAAUGCUGGGUAUACCUUGAUCCCACUACAACAGUUGUACCUAUACCAGAGUUGCUAGAUGAACCAGAGCUACCCACAGUUGAUGAAAAUGCUUCUGAGGCUGUUAUUGAUAGGGCUUUAAAGCAAUAUCAGAUGCAACUAGAGAACUAUCGUAUCAAGAAUACCAAAUACGAGAAAAUCAACAAGGCCAUUUCAGAGGUUCUCAAGUACAUACUUUCAUCAAUCAACCGCAAUUGCGAAAAGUUUAUUAGUACCACCAGUAUCACAGCACCUCAAGUGCUUGCUGAUUUACGCAAAAGGCUAGCACCAACUGAUCGUGCGAGAGAGCUUACCGUCGUAGCACGAUACAAUUGUGUAAAGCAACCCUACAAAUCCAAUCAGGAUAUUUAUGAAUGGUUGAACGAAUGGGAACUCAUCUACACUGAGGCUAAAACUCUCAAUCUGCCAGACGUCGAUCGAAAUCGAGCUGCGUUCGACUUUUCUACAGCCCUUAUGAAUCACAGCUCCUCUUGGGCAACUUCAACUCUGUUGGAGAUCACCAAAAAGCUCAAGAAUCAGCCUGAAGAAACGAUUGAUGUGUACGAUUUAAUCGAAGACUUUCGAAACUACACUCGACUCACACAGGCAUCAACUACUUCAACCUCUUCUACGUCAUUUGCAACCUAUAAGGAUGGGAAUAAAGAUAAAAAGGAAGGAGAGAGAACCUGUCUAUGUGGCAAGAAACAUCUAUAUGAAAAAUGCUACUAUCUAUAUUCGGAUAAUCGACCAAGGAACUGGAAACCAAUCGAUGCCGAUAUUGAAUACUUCAAGAAGUUCUGGGGAAGGCAAUCAACAAAACGAAGGAACUGGUUUGUUCGUAGACAUGAAGGAACUAAAGAACUUCUCAAGCUAGCAAAUCUCUCUUGGGAUCCAGCAUGGAAGGAAACAUUGACUAAUCCUUCAGAAUCUGGAAAAGAGAAAGAUAAGGAUCUUGGGGCUUUUCUCACUAAACAAAGUCCUACCUACAACAAUGCUAGCAUCCUUCACAAAUGGCUAAUUGAUAGCGGUUCCGAUACCCAUGUCACCAACUCUCUACACAACUUUGUUCUUGAAGAGUUUGGAAAGCCAUCCGAUAUGAUAAGCGCUGGAAGGGACCGAUUCCAAAUUGAAGCAUUCGGUACUAUCACUAUGUUGAUCAAUACACCAACUGGGCCAGGGCAAAUAACCUUAAAAAGAGUGGCGUACAUCCCAGGGUUUCUUACAAACCUAGUCUCUCUAGCUUUACUCUCAAAGAAAGGUGUACAUUGGAACACUGAACACCCAGAUGUCCUUACAAAAGAAGGCAUUGCAUUUAUUACUCUGAAGCAAACAGGAGACCAUUGGACCCUCGAUCCUAUUAUCCUUUCUCAGCAUGCUUCGUUUGCCACCAAAAACCACACCAAAUCAAUAUGCCGAAAGGUUACAACAACAGAGUUACAUGAUCUUCUAGGCCAUCCUUCUCUCGAAGCCCUUCAGCACCUAGAAUCAGCAACUACUGAUAUCAUUAUCGACAAAACGAUUUCGACACCUUCCUUCUCUACCUGCAAAGUUUGUAAUCUCUCGAAGGCUCAACAGAUUAUAUCUCGUAAUCCAAGGAAGGAGAUGCCAGAGAACGGCCAUGUCGGAGAUCGAUUGGCAUGGGAUCUGUUCGAGAUGGAUGAGGCUUAUAAUAAUACCCGAUAUAUCAGCCACUUCUGGUGUACGACACACAAAAUACAAUGGGUGUAUGUUCUAACUAGGAAAACAGAGAUGAUCGAUAUUAUGGAUACUCAAUUCUCUCUGAUACAAACACAAUUCGGCUCAAAGGUCCGAUUCAUACGCCUCGACGGUGAAACUACGUUAGGGGGCGACUUCAAGAGGAUCACAGACAAACGUGGCAUCAUUGUCGAACGCACUCCACCAGAUACACCAGCACAGAAUGGCGCUGCAGAGAAUGCUGGUAAAAUGCUCAUGGUCAGAGCAAGAGCCCUCCUCCUUUCAGCAAACCUACCACAAAACCUUUGGCCAGAAGCAAUUAAAACAGCCGGUUAUCUUGAAAACCGUACUCCAAAAAGAGCUCUUCAAUGGAAAACACCAUUUGAAAGUGCUACUGGCAAUAAACCUUCGCUAGCACAUCUACAUCCAUAUGGGUGCUUGGCAUAUGUGCUCAACAAGCAGAUUCCAAGACGUGCGAAGAUGCAACCUCGUGCAAAACUGGGCUAUCUUGUAGGGUAUGAUUCAACGAAUAUCUUCAGGAUCUGGCUCCCUUCCAUAAAUCGCGUCAUUCGAAGUAGGGAUGUCAAAUUUGAUGAAACCCGGUAUUAUCGACCAGAAGAUAUAGAUAUUGGCUUUCUUAUUAAGGAUCAACUUCGGGAUACUGCAGCUAUUCACGAAAAGAGGGCAGAAGAGAUAGAAAUAUCGAAUCUGUUGAGUGAAGAAUCAGAUGAGAGUAUUGGUGAUAUAAUUGUAGUUGAAGGGCCAUGGAACUUACAACACAAUCGCUUAAACGAGCGACCAACGAAUGAAAGCUCUUCAAACAAGACGGAUGAUGGUAUUCCAACCAAUGAGGGGGUUCCUCAAACUAACCCUCAAUUGCCAACGCCUAGAGCAACCUUAUCACCAGAAGCACUUACAAGACAAUCUACUGGAGAUGUUCCUAUACCAUCAUUACCGGAGUCAGAACUCUCAUCUUCCCCAUCAUCAUCGUUAAGUCAACAUGAUAUCAUCACUACAACAUCAUCUCAUAAUACAGCACCUUUGGCAGAGCAAAUACGUGCCGAUAUCGACGUAUCCCAUAUAAUUCAGGGUUCUAGACGUUCACAAAGGAAAGAACAUCAUGCUGCAGCACUUUCAUCACUUCCUCAACUAUCCAGCUACUUUGCAGCAUUUGCUAUCGGAAGGUCUAAAUUACGAACUCCUAGAUUACAUCAAAAUGAUCUACCACCUCCACCUCGAUUUUAUCAUGAGCUAGUACAGCAUCCAUAUGCUAGAGAAUUCCAAAAAGCAUGUGAGGAUGAGAUCAACGCUCUGAAAGAACGUAAAACCUUCGAAUACAUCGAUAUAUCUACAAGAGGACAAAAGCCUUUACCAUUACUCUGGGUUUUCACUUAUAAAUUCGAUCAAGAUGGUUAUCUCAUCAAGUUCAAAGCAAGAAUCUGUGCCAGAGGAGAUCUUCAAUCAACCGAAGAAGAGACAUACGCUGCAACGCUAACUUCACAAAUUUUUAGAGCUAUGAUGGCUAUCGCUGCAGCUUUCGAUCUUGAGAUUCGACAAUUUGACGUUUCCAAUGCUUUUUUACAUGCAACAUUAAGGCAACCAAUUAUUUGCAAGUGCCCUGAUGGCUUCGAAGUCCCAGGGAAAGUGAUUUCCGUAAACCAAGCACUUUAUGGCUUCCGAGAGUCUCCAGCAUACUGGUAUGAGGAUCUGACCUACACGUUAACCGACUUUGGUCUGGAUCCAGUUCCAGGAGCACCCUGUGUUUUCACCAAUAGCUGGCUUACGGUUCUCUUCUAUGUCGACGAUAUUAUCGCAAUUUGCAAGAAAGCUGAUUUGCUACGAUUAACCUUAUUCGAAAACACCUUAAAAUCAGCAUACACCAUCAAAUCACUUGGAGAUAUACAGUUCUUCUUAGGGAUUAGGGUACUACGAGAUCGACAAAAUCAUCGUCUGUGGCUUUGCCAAGAUAACUACAUUUCAAAAAUAUCAACACGCUUCAAUAUCAAACCUAAUCCUCAAGCCUGUUCUCCAUUGCCAACAACAGCACUUACAAAGAAUCCAGCAAUUGCAACUCCGCAACAGGUUUUCGGCUACCAGCAGCGAGUUGGCAGCAUUAACUACGCUGCUGUUGUGACUCGGGCUGAUAUUGCAAAAGCAUCUUCAAUACUAUCAGAAUUUCUUCGUAAUCCAUCCGCUACUCAUAUCAAUGCAGCAGUACAUACAUUGCAAUACCUUGAGAAUACCAAAUUCUAUGCUAUCAUGUUCGAUGGGAAGAAAGCAACAACUACCAGGAACUUUCAAAUCUGGAGUGACGCCUCCCAUGCUGACGAUAUCGAUACAAGAGUUUCUUCAAUGGGAUAUUGCCUCAUACUCUUUGGAGGUUUGAUCCACUUCAAAAGCACUAAGCUGAAGUCGGUGACUACUUCCAGCACACACUCUGAAAUACUGGCUCUUUCCGUUACUGCUCGAGAGCUUAUGUGGUGGAUACGCUUCUUUAAGAAUGUUGGUUUAGAUCUCGAAGAAAAGGCUUCAAUUUUCUGUGAUAAUCGCCAAACCAUUCGACUUCUUCAGCAUAGUACUCCUAGACUUGUUACAAAACUCCGGCAUGUUGAUAUACACUCCUGUUGGCUUCGCCAGGAAGUGCAAGCAGGAAGGCUACAAGUCGAAUGGGUUCCAACUACUGAAAUGGUUGCAGAUGGUUUCACUAAACCUCUACCACCACAGAAACACACUCAUUUUAUCAAUCUUUUGGGAAUGGUUGACAUUCGGUCUCAGGUUCAGGAAUAA